AUGGGCUGGAAGAGGUCACCCGAUCGACUGAAGCAAGCUGGGGCCAAGCGCCUUUCACCCCUCUCUUGGAGCCGUCUGAAACCUGGGCGUAACAAACAAGACUCGCCCGGAAAGGUCGCGCCGGCGGCCUUUUUCGGCGACACCCCGGGUGGCGACCUCGGUGACAGCGACGGCUGCAACAAGGAAGAAAACCUCAACCAUAACGACAACAAAAGACCUAUCCCAAGCGACGACCUGCCUAACGCUUGUGUCGACGGCCCCGCCAUGGAUGACGAAACGAAAAGCAAAGAUAUACACACCGGAUGCACGGAGGCGACAACACUUGCCGACGGAGGCGUGGCAAGCGGUGGACGAAACAUGCAGGGACCGGAUCCAGAACCAGACGAGAGUCGUCACGACGGUGCUGGCGGCGAUCGCAAGGGUGAACAAGGCUUGACGACAGAGGAGAAGGUGACCGGCGAUCUACACCAAGAGGAUACUGCCGUGUCCUCCAAAUGGUUAGAAACCGGGGCCCGACAACCGCCAGCAACGGCAGCAGCGGGACCACCGGAAGCAGCGAAACAUGCCCGCAGGGUACUGGCUAGGGACAACACGCUGACCUCUCGUGACGAGUGGCCCGAGUUGCUGGACAGCGAGCCAGAUCCGGAGCUCUGGGCGCUCGACAAAGGCGAAGACGACGUCCUGGCGGCCGCCAAAAGCAUGGGCAGCGUUCUCGUGAGAGUGGUGACUUGGAACCUGCACGCCAAGCCGACCCCGGCGGCGGACAAGCUACGGGAAACUAUUUUGCCUCCUGGCAAGUUCCACAUCUACGCUAUCGGGACGGAAGAAUGCCUCCACAGCAUUGCCAAGUCUGUGAUAGUGCAUUCCAAGAAGGAAUGGGAGAGCUUGUUGAAGGAAACUCUGGGGUAUUCGUACGAAAUGCUUUGUGCUCACGGGCUUCAGGCCACCCACAACGCCGUCUUCGCGCACCGGGGGAUAAUCCCCCUCCUGCGCAACGUGCGCUCCUCCGCCGUCGCGACGGGCCUCAGUCUCGGCGCCCCGAGCACGACUCUGGGGAACAAGGGCGGCGUCGGGAUAUCGUUCAGCGUCGGGGCCACCUCCUGCGUGUUCGUCAACUCGCACCUGGCGGCCCACCAGAACAACGUGCGAGAGAGAAACGACCACUUCUUCCAGAUCUCCAACGGCCUCGUGCGAGACCUCGGGCCCCCCGGACCAAGCGGCGUCAACGCCGGCGCGGCCCACGACGGCCGGGAUCCGAAAUGCGAAGAGGAACCGCCGCCAGCUGCUGCGUCGGCCCCGCUGUCUGUCUCUGAACAAUCGCCGCCUGGUGAAGUAGGCUGGGACGAGCGUGCUAAUAAAAGGGACGACGACGACGGCGGGGAUGAUGGUGGUGGUGCCAAUGCUGAAGGCCAGCCGCCCCCUGUUUCUGUAGCAGACGCCACCGCCGGGGUAAGGGGGCAAGGUCCCGGCGAGGAGAGCACAACGACACGGCCGUCCAUGGUCGGCGCGAGGAGUUUGGAUGGAGAUGGAGAUCCAGACCACUCGAAUCUAAAUAGUGCAGCAAUGCCGGCAGAGUGUUCAAAGGUGGCAGCAUCGCCGUUGUCGCCGACAGGGAAGGAGGGAACCCGAUCGAAGGAAACGAAAACGGAUGUAGCGGCGGUGGCGGCGGCGGCGCCGAAGACUGUCGUGGAGGAGGUUGAUGGCGCCGUCGACAAAUGUACUACCCCACCCCUUACGCCGGACCCUAGCGAUACACGCCCUUCUCGCCGAAGCACCGGUCAGCAGGAUGAGAGCGGUGGGAAUCACGGGGGAAGACAAUGGAGAGGACAAGAAGAAGCGCAACCAGGUGUGGGACUAGGGGGAAGAGAUAUGGUGCCCAAGCACAGCAGUGACGCCAGGAGUAGUUGUACAACGCUCCCGCAGGCGUUCGACCGCGUUUUCUGGGCGGGGGAUCUCAACUACCGAGUCAACGCCCCUCGCGCGGUGGCCGACUUGCUCCUGUCGAAAGACAUGCACGGGGUCCUUCUCAACAACGAGCAGCUGUCUCUCGAGAGGAGCCGAGACCGAGGGGGCGAGGGCGGAGGCGAGGGGGGGCGGCAGGCGCCGCCGUUCUCGGGCUACUCGGAGGGACCCCUCAACUUCCGGCCGACGUACAAGUUCGACAGCGGGACCGACACGUACGACACGUCCUCCAAGCAACGCGUGCCGGCGUGGACGGAUCGAAUCCUGUAUUCGGGCAGGGUUGUGUCUGCUCCUCCUACGGACGAUGCCGCCGCUACUACCGUCAAGAAGAACGAGCCGCGGGAGAUGUGUAACGAGGGGAAGAGUGGAGAGGAAAAUGGGGUGGGAGGGGUGGGCGCGAUGGGCGGGAUUCAGCUCACAGCUUACCGCAGCGUCGGAGAGCUCAAGACUUCCGAUCAUCGGCCAGUUUUGGCUAGUUUUGUGAUGCAGUUCGAUCAGCAAGAGGGCGGACAUCAUGGGAACGGUGGUGCCGAGGAGGCGGCCGUGACGAACCAGACGUCUAGUGAAGUAUGCGCCGUCAUGUGA
Molecule: messenger RNA, 2547 nt
Organism: Ectocarpus siliculosus
Lineage: Eukaryota; Phaeophyceae; Ectocarpales; Ectocarpaceae
Source: the annotation of a GenBank genome assembly